This is a messenger RNA of Brassica rapa (field mustard), 3855 nucleotides long. Its product is annotated as DNA repair protein RAD16. The record is from RefSeq and is a predicted model, not a curated record. Gene Ontology annotation, molecular function: ATP-dependent activity, acting on DNA; ATP binding; metal ion binding. Gene Ontology annotation, biological process: nucleotide-excision repair. Lineage: Eukaryota; Viridiplantae; Streptophyta; Magnoliopsida; Brassicales; Brassicaceae. Gene Ontology annotation, cellular component: nucleus.
UAAACAACGUUACUGUAGAAAAUCAGACGUUGAUCAUGAUCAACAUUAACGCUCACAAGGUUUAGCCCCUAUAAACUUUCCUUGUAUAACACUCAUGAUACGCUGUUAUAAAAUUUGAGUUCAUAAAUGUAAUAUCUAGCCCGACCCUUGUCCUCAAUGACAUCUAGAAAUAAAAACCAGAACAGAAGCUAACACCCCCACGGGGUGUUGACGUCAAGAACUCAAGAUAGUCUUUCUCUAAAAUGCUUCAGCCGCUUUGUCUUUUUUUUCCUCAUGCACAUUAAUCAAAUAACAUUAUGGGCCCUUAUUUUGCCUCUAUCAUCAUGGGCCACAAGAUAGUAAGUAAUUCACCUAAAGGUUGUUGUCUUCCACGUUAUUGGGCCUUAGUAUACCUAAAUCUCUGGGAUUUGUACAAGGAUUAGUCUUAAUCUCACAUACCACCAUGCACUGAUGAAUAUUCUUCACUUGUAACUUUUUUUUUUUUUUUUUUUUUCAACAUCCUACUUUCUUUUUAUAUAUAAAAGUAACCAAAGGUAUCGAUUACAAAUCUGCACUAAACAGACCAGUUAGCGCUAAGCUUAACUUUACAAAAAAAUCACCCAACAAGGGGAUACAGGGACUUUACAAAAAAGAUCCCUCAAAAAAUACUUAACCAAAAACCAAAAGGAGUUAUUGUUGUUGCUGAGUAAGGCGCUCUCAUACUGCGAGACAAAGGAUCCAAUCUGAGCUUAAUGACUUGCUGGAUUUCCUGAAUAAUAGCCUGCGGAGGUCUGCACAGACCCGUGUGCAAUCUCGAGUUUCUCUCCUUCCAAACAAUAUAGAUAACAGCUUGGAACAGCAGUCUUACGACGAGCAAUAGAUUUGUAUUCGCUGUUGGGUCUUUCAGCCAUCUCAAGCAUUCUUCACUUGUAACUUGUAAGUAAAAAGAUUUACAAGUUAAGGAAAAAUCUUUAUAUAAAGACUUAACAGGCAAAAAUAUAGCUAUUGCUAUACGAUACGGUGCUAUCUUAAAAUCUAUUUUGUUAAAUUUGCAUUUUAAUGAUACCAAAAAAAAAUUAAUAUUAAAGUUGACGCGUUCCCCCGCGGUUCUCGACUCAAUUUAAUGUUCGGUCUCUCUUUUUGUAUUUGUAUAUGGAAAUAUAGAACGACACCUCCUUUUGAAUAAACCUCAUUCUCUUUUCUUCUUCCUUCUCUCCCUCAGAUUCUGGGUUCGACGACGAUGGAGCUUCGACCUCGCAACAAGGCGAUUGUUACAUCGGACCAAGAUGUGAAUCUGGAGGAAGAAGAUGAAGAAGCUUAUGUUAUGUCUUCUUCAGAUAAUGAUUCUUCCGACUCUGAGUUUCAAGUUUCGGAUGAGGAUGCUGAUGAUGCCGAUGGUAAUGAUGAUUUACCAAAUCCUGUCCCUGUCCCUGUUCUUGAUCCUGUCCCUCUUGCUGUCGCUGUGCCUUUGCCAAAUGCAAACGCACCAAGAGGCACCAAACGGAAAAGCACCACCACAGUCAUCAAAGAGAAAGGCAAGCUCUUGUGGGAGCUCUGGGAGAAAGAGGAUGAACAAUGGGUUGACCAACACAUGACAGACGAUGUAGACUUGGACCAGCACAACAACGCCGUCAUCGCCGAAACCGCUGAGCCGCCUCCUGAUCUCAUCAUGCCGCUGUUAAGGUACCAAAAGGAGUUUUUAUCGUGGGCGUCGAAGCAAGAACGCUCAGUCUCAGGAGGCAUACUAGCAGACGAGAUGGGGAUGGGGAAAACCAUACAAGCCAUCUCUCUCGUCCUCGCGCAACGCCAAGUCGACAGAGCAGCUGGUUGCACACUUGUGCUUUGUCCUCUCGUUGCUGUCUCUCAGUGGCUGAGCGAGAUCGAUCGGUUUACAUCCCCAGGAAGCACUAAAGUUCUUGUCUACCAUGGUGCCAAGAGGGAGAAGAACGGUAACGAGUUCAAGAAGUACGACUUUGUGCUGACGACGUACUCUACCGUUGAGAAUGAGUUCAGGAAGUGUGUGAUGCCGGGAAAAAAGCAGUGUGAAUAUUGCAGCAAAUGGUUUCUUCCGAACAGGCUUAUGAGACAUCAUGUGUAUCAUUGUGGGCCAUCUUCUGCGAAGGCGCUGAGAAAAUCUAAGCUUAAUAUGAACCCUCUUGCUGUAAUGGAAAGAGAGAGAGCAGCAGCCGAGGCUGAAGAGGCUAGUAGCAAGGGGAAGCGAUCUAGGAAGAAGAAGACUAAACAAGCUUUAGAGGAAGAAGAUUCAGUGAAUAGGAAGAAGUCUGUUUUGUACUCUAUUAAGUGGAACCGGGUCAUUUUGGAUGAGGCUCAUUACAUCAAAGAGAGACGUAGCAACACUGCGAGAGCUGUUUUUGCUUUGGAGGCUACUUAUAGAUGGGCUUUGAGUGGGACUCCUCUCCAGAAUCGUGUUGGAGAGCUUUACUCUCUGAUUCGCUUCCUGCAAAUUAGUCCAUACUCUUAUUACUUCUGCAAAGACUGUGACUGCAAGAUUCUUGAUUACACUACGCAUGCAAACUGUCACAGCUGCCCUCACAAUGCAGUGCGGCAUUUCUGUUGGUGGAACAAGAAUGUGACCAACCCAAUAACAGAGCCUGCUUAUGGAAACGAGGAACGGGGAAAGAGAGCAAUGAUAUUGCUUAAACACAAAGUUCUGAAAGACAUCCUCCUAAGACGUACCAAGUUGGGCCGGGCAGCUGAUCUUGCGCUUCCUCCUAGAAUCAUCACCCUGAGGCGGGAUUCACUAGAUGUAAAAGAGUCUGAUUACUAUGAAUCACUAUACCAAAACAGUCAAUCCCAAUUCAAUACGUAUAUUGAGGCUGGGACAAUUAUGAAUAACUUUGCUCAUAUAUUUGAUCUUCUAACCCGUCUGAGACAGGCUGUUGAUCAUCCAUACCUUGUGGUGUACUCCAGUUCUGGAGGUGCUAAUGCUAACUUGAAUGAUGAGAACAAAAAGGAACAAGAAUGUGGUCUAUGCCACGAACCGGCUGAGGACAAUGUUGUGACUUCUUGUGAACAUGUGUUCUGUAAAGCUUGUUUGAUUGAUUUCGCUGCAUCCCUGGGAGAAGUCUCCUGUCCAACAUGCUCAACACUAGUGACUAUGGAUUGGACUACCAAAGCUGACAUAGAGCAGCAGGCAAACAAGACAACAAUUAAAGGAUUUAGAGCCUCAAGCAUUUUAAAUCGGAUCAAGCUGGAUGAUUUUCAGACUAGUACAAAGAUAGAGGCUUUGAGGGAAGAAAUAAGGCUCAUGGUGGAAAGAGAUGGGUCUGCCAAAGCAAUUGUUUUCAGCCAGUUCACAUCAUUCUUGGAUCUGAUAAACUACACCCUCGGGAAGUGUGGGGUUGGUUGCACCCAGCUGGUGGGAAGCAUGUCAAUGGCAGCUAGAGAUGUUGCUAUCAAUAAAUUCAGAGAAGAUCCGAAUUGCAAAGUUUUCUUAAUGAGUUUGAAAGCUGGAGGUGUUGCUCUCAACUUAACAGUCGCUUCACAUGUGUUCAUGAUGGAUCCGUGGUGGAACCCAGCGGUUGAGAGGCAAGCACAAGACAGAAUACAUAGGAUCGGACAGUACAAGCCAAUCAGGGUUGUGAGAUUCAUAAUAGAGAACACAGUGGAGGAAAAGAUUCUGAAGCUUCAAAAGAAGAAGGAACUUGUGUUUGAAGGGACCGUUGGUGGAUCUCAGGAAGCCAUAGGAAAGUUGACAGCGGAAGAUAUGAGGUUUCUGUUUACCAUCUAACUUAAUCUAUUAGAAUAAAAACCUUUUUCUUUUUGUAUGUAAGAUCAUAAGACGGAAGCAAAACGUUUUUUUUUUUUUUUACCUUGUAUCAAGAACAAACCAGGUAAACUUUUUUUCACCUAAGA